Melanotaenia boesemani (Boeseman's rainbowfish) is the source of this 3796-nucleotide messenger RNA. Its product is annotated as integrin beta-1-like. Gene Ontology annotation, cellular component: focal adhesion; integrin complex; cell surface. The transcript is spliced from 16 exons. The record is from RefSeq and is a predicted model, not a curated record. Gene Ontology annotation, biological process: cell-matrix adhesion; cell migration; cell adhesion mediated by integrin. The coding region runs from base 319 to 2733 and encodes 804 amino acids. Gene Ontology annotation, molecular function: fibronectin binding; integrin binding; laminin binding. Lineage: Eukaryota; Metazoa; Chordata; Actinopteri; Atheriniformes; Melanotaeniidae.
UGUUGAAGUGCGACCUGAAGAAAAACCGCUCACCACCAGCUGCAGAGGCGCUGCAACGUGUUUCGACGAUCCCAAGCCUCCACAUCCUUUAUUUGUAGAAAAAAUCCCAAUGAAGAAAUUUUAGCUCCUUCUGUGUUUUAAUCGGAAACGUUACGUGGUAAUCUGAGCGGUGUUCAUUAGCUCAAACAAAGCGGAUCCUCAUAACAGUUUUAGCUAGUUCUCUUUAUAAAUCGUUAUUAUUUCAUUUAAAAGGGGACACUUUUUUGGACUUAAUGUUACUCUAAAUCCACAGAAACGGCUGUAAAGUAUCAACUUAAGAUGGAUGUGCAUCUUCUUUUACUAGCUAUAUUAUCAACAGUCCUCUGUGGCAGCUGGGCACAGCAAGAUGGAAGCAUAUGCAUCAAGGCAAACGCACAGUCAUGUGGGGAAUGCAUCCAGGUCUCAGAGACAUGCGGAUGGUGCACAGAUGAAAAUUUCCUUACUCAGGGUGAGGCGAAGUCAGCCCGCUGUGAUGACCUGGAGUCCCUGAAGAAGAGGAAAUGUGAUGCAACCAAAAUCGAGAACCCACGUGGAAAAAUUCAAGUUGACAAGAACAAACCAGUUACUACUCGCAAGAAGGCAACUGAGACGAGCGAGAAACGCGAGAAGCUGAGUCCUGAUCAGAUCACCCAGAUACAGCCACAGAAGCUCACCCUGACACUCAGAUCCGGUGAGCCGCAGACAUUUAAUCUGACAUUUAAGCGCGCUGAGGACUACCCCAUUGAUCUGUACUACCUUAUGGACCUGUCCUUCUCCAUGAAAGAUGAUUUGGAAAAUGUUAAGAACCUUGGUACUGACCUCAUGAAGGAGAUGCAGGGAAUCACCUCAGACUUCAGGAUUGGUUUUGGCUCCUUUGUUGAGAAAACUGUCAUGCCUUACAUCAGCACCACGCCUGCCAGGCUCCUCAACCCCUGCACGGGGAACCAGAACUGCACCAGCCCCUUCAGCUAUAAGAACGUCCUAAGUCUGACUAAUCAGGGAGACCAGUUCAACCAACUGGUCAGUCAGCAGCAGAUCUCGGGCAACUUGGACUCUCCAGAGGGGGGUUUCGAUGCCAUUAUGCAGGUGGCGGUGUGCGAGAAACAAAUCGGCUGGAGGAACGUGACUCGUCUGCUUGUGUUCUCCACCGAUGCCGGUUUCCACUUCGCGGGAGACGGCAAACUGGGAGGCAUCGUCCUGCCCAACGAUGGGAAGUGCCACCUGGAGAACAACAUGUACACCAUGAGCCACUACUAUGACUAUCCCUCCAUUGCUCAUCUGGUUCAGAAACUCAGUGACCACAAUAUCCAGACAAUCUUUGCUGUAACUGAGGAGUUCCAGCCUGUUUACAAGGAGCUGAAAAAUCUUAUUCCCAAAUCAGCUGUUGGCACUCUGUCCUCCAACUCCAGCAAUGUGAUCAAACUCAUUAUUGAUGCCUACAAUUCUCUGUCAUCUGAAACCAUUCUGGAAAAUGGUAAGCUGCCAGAGGGAGUUUCUAUCACCUACAAGUCCUUCUGUAAGAACAAAGUGGUGGGAACAGGCGAGAAUGGCAAGAAGUGCUCCAACGUCUCCAUUGGAGACGAGGUGCAUUUCCAGAUUUCCAUAGAAUCCCAGAAGUGUCCUUUGAAUGGGAAACCAGAAACCAUUACAAUUAAACCCCUGGGAUUUAAUGAGGAGGUGGAGGUGGUUCUGAAUUUCAUCUGUGACUGUCAGUGUUCUACAAACGGAGAGCCCCUCAGCAAGAAGUGCCACCAAGGCAACGGGACCUUUGAGUGUGGAGCCUGCAAGUGUAACGAGGGACGCAUCGGACAGCUUUGCGAGUGCAGCAAAGAUGAAGUCCGGACGGAAGACCUGGACGCCAACUGCCGAAAAGACAACGGCACAGAUAUCUGCAGCAACAACGGUGACUGCGUCUGUGGUACCUGCGAGUGCAAGAAGCGGGAUAAUCCUGCAGAGGUUUACAGUGGCAAAUACUGCGAGUGUGACAACUUCAACUGUGAUCGCUCUAAUAACAAGCUCUGUGGAGGACAUGGCCGUUGUGAGUGCAGAAAAUGCAUCUGUGAUGAGAACUACACAGGCAGUGCCUGCGACUGCCCCCUGGAUAACUCCAUGUGCCUCGCAAAGAAUGGACAGAUAUGCAACGGCCGUGGUACCUGCGAGUGUGGAACCUGCAAAUGCACAGACUCCAAAUUCCAAGGGCCGACCUGCGAGCUCUGUCCAACCUGCCCUGGCGUCUGCACAGAGCACAAGGAUUGUGUGCAAUGCAGAGCAUUCAAGACUGGAGAGAAGAAGGACACAUGCGAGAGGGACUGCAAAUACUUCAAGAUGCUCGAGGUGGAUGAUCGCAAAAAUCUACCGCAACCCACCGACCAGAGCUACCCACUGACAAUCUGCAAAGAGAGAGAUGCCAACGAUUGCUGGUUCUACUUCACCUACGCUGUCACGAAUGACACAAAGGAGGUCUACGUGUUUAAUAAACCAGAGUGCCCGGCAGGACCUGACAUCAUCCCCAUCGUGGCAGGUGUGGUAGCUGGCAUCGUGAUGAUCGGCCUCGCCCUGCUGCUCAUCUGGAAGCUGCUCAUGAUCAUCCAUGACCGCCGAGAGUUUGCCAAGUUUGAAAAGGAGAAGAUGAAUGCCAAAUGGGACACCGGCGAGAAUCCGAUCUACAAAAGUGCCGUAACGACCGUCGUCAAUCCAAAGUAUGAGGGCAAAUGAUGGAGCUGUGCCUUUCCUGUGACAACACUGUAUGGAGGAGGAAGUGGGCCGGGUUGAACAGAGGGGCGGUUUUUUAUACAGUAAUGCUCACUGUUUGCUGUUAUUUUUGUAGUCACCAAAUGAAAGCAACGCAUUUUGCCACUGUUUUACUAACUUGUUUUGAUUUCCUAUGCAUCGAUGCCUGUGUACAGCUUGGACAUUGUUGUUUUUCUGUGUUGGACUCGAGAGAAUGUGUUUUGUAGCUGUUUCUUUUCUUGGCCGGGUAAUGAAAAACCUAGCUGUGCCUUUUCUUUAUUUUAAACAGAAGCCAUCAGUGUUGUGUGCAGGGUUGAAAUGGAUGUUAAUACUGAGGAGUUCCUUUACUAAAGACAGUGUGCUAUCUUCAGUAGGAUGCAAUCAAUCAUUCAGUGUUUGACAAAAACAGUCGAUCAAAGGUCUUAAGAUUGAUUUUGCCACCUGAGUAAAGGUCUCUCUGCAUCGGGUUGACUGAGUUGUUAUCACUCUUUUAAAUGUCUUUUUGGAUUGCCAAGUGUAGCAGCAAUGAAAUGUUCUUGGUAUGUUUUGGGUUCUGUGUAAAGCCAUGCUCACAAUUACAGAACAUGGAAGAAAGGCAGUGGGUUGUUUUAUUUGCAACUUAAUUUGAACAAUCAUUUUUUUUUAUAUAUAUAUAUAUUUUCUUGGUCUGCCUUUCUAAAAGAAAGGACUUCAGUUUACAGUAGAUUUACUGUGCAGCUCUGGGUUUUAUUAGCUUAAUUUAAAGCCAACUCAGGUCCUUAAAUGUUUUCAGCAAUGCCAAAUACAUGCAAAUCUGCUUUCUUUUUUGCCAACAAAACUUUCUUACGUUAAAUGUUUUCACGUCUUUCAUAUCAGCUGGAGAGAAACUCCCUCAUUCAUUUCUUUUCCCUCUUUAAAUCCUAUAAAAUAAAUCAUGUCUACAUUUCAUGAAUUCUUGACUGAUGUAAAAGAAAAAAAAUUCUAACGUGCCUUGUGUUAAUUUCUACAACCUAUCCACGCAUUUCUGUUGUCUAAAAUUAUUUAUUGAAUAAACCCUUAAAACAUUUUA